AUGGGGAUUCAUCUAUUUUAGGUUGACAGAUUACAUUUUCAUACCGAGGCUAUAAAGAAGUGAGUCUUUAAGAGGCACAGAGGAACAAAUAACCUGGAUUUACGCUCACAUCAUCAUCGUCCGAUGCGGGAUCUAAAGAAGACAGAUAAGAAAAUGGAAAUGUUUUGUAAGAGGCUGCCAGGACGACAGCAGAAAUUCAUACUCCUCAUCUUUUACCUUCAUCUGUGGUACAGGCCUAUAGCUGAAGCGAUUCAUCCGGACUGCGCCAUCGUCUCCCAGCACCUGCGGGCUCGGGAGGUUUGUAGCCAGACCAGGAGAAGUGAAGCGCAAAACCAGACCGACCACAGCGGAUGUAACACAGAGUGGGACGACAUCGGAUGCUGGCUGAGAGCUGAAGUCGGGCAGGUGGUCAACGUAUCCUGCUCUGAAGUCUUCCAGCAUUUCUCCAGCAAUCAAGGGUUUGUUUACAGGAACUGUACUGUUGCUGGCUGGUCAGAAAUGUAUCCACCCUACGUGGAGGCGUGUGCUUUCAGUGAUGACAGCGAGCCUGAAUCUGAGACGAAUUACCUCUCUACGUUCAGACAGGUUUACACUGUGGGCUAUGCCACCUCGCUCAUCUCCCUCAUUACAGCCAUAGUGGUGUUUACAGCCUUCAGAAAGUUCCGCUGCACCAGAAACUACAUCCACAUCAACCUGUUCUCCUCCUUCGUCCUGAGAGCCAGCGCUGUUUUCAUUAAAGACACUGUGCUCUUUGCUGAUGAGACCCUGGACCACUGCUCCGUGUCCACGACAGCAUGCAAGUCAGCCGUAGCUUUCUUCCAGUUCAGCAUCUUGGCCAAUUACUUCUGGUUGCUGGUGGAGGGCAUGUACCUGCAGACCCUGCUGGCCCUGACCUUCGUCUCUCAGAGGAAAUACUUUUGGUGGUACAUCCUGAUUGGAUGGGGGCUCCCGUCAACAGUUCUUAUACUUUGGGUGUUGACCAGAUUCUUCUAUGAUGACAGAGGUUGCUGGGACGACACAGACAAUGUUGGUAUUUGGUGGAUUAUUAAAGGACCAAUAACAGCCUCGCUGCUGGUCAACAUAGUCAUCUUCAUCAACGUGAUCCGGAUUCUGGUUCAAAAGCUUAAAUCUUCAGCCAUGGCCGGGAACAAUGACACUGGACAUUUUAUGAGGCUGGCUAAAUCCACCCUGUUCCUCAUCCCUCUGUUUGGGAUGCACUACACAGUAUUUGCCUUCCUGCCUGAGAACACUGGAGUGGCAGCCAGACUCUACAUUGAGUUGGGGCUGGGAUCCUUUCAGGGUUUUGUGGUGGCACUACUUUACUGUUUCAUGAAUGGUGAGGUCCAAACAGAGCUGCGGAGAUGGCUGUGGAAGUGUCACAAUCAAAAUCAUCUCACCCCAGCCAAGCGAAGUAUCACUCAGAUCACAAUUCAAGCCCGCGGGGGGCUCAGGCGGCCUCCUUCUAGCGGCAACAUCUCUUCAGUAUGAUUUUAAGAGACCAUCCAUGAGAGAAAAGGUUGUUGUGAGUCCUCAAAGCUCAACCUACUGAUGAUAUUAAUUCAACAAAUCCUCUGUGAGCGGCCCAUAAUGAACACUGGUGAGUGAUUGAAGAAAUGUUGUGUCAGGAUGCAUUAUAUCAGCAGCAGCUACGACCAUGACAGCCCAUUGCAGAGCUUAAUCACAGUGUGGUCUGUCCUCUAUAAUGGUUGCAACCAAGAAAUACUAAAACGUAAAGGAAAUCUGGUGCUUGAUUUGUGAAAGGAUGUCAAGGUGAAACUGUGGAAAGACGGGACCACAGAAGAGACUGAGCUGGACCUGAGCUUGUAGGAGGAUGAUUUCACAUGUUUACAGUUUGGGCCACAAAAACGAGCAAUUGUUGAGGGAUUAUAUAUGACAGCUGUGGAAACAAUGGAUGUUUGAACUUGGCUAAAUUAUGCGAAACAGGCUUGACUUGUCUAAUUGUUCUGUGUUGCACUGAACAGUAGCAGUUGCAUUAUUUCGGUGCAGGCUGAAAAUAUGUGUAGGACUGAUCUGGACCGAAUGUGCUAAUUGAUUUCUAAGCAGCAAUUCACCUGCUGUAUGACGGACAGAUGGACCAGAGCGAAUGUAUUUCAUGUUGUGUGUUUGUUUGAGUGUGUGAAGCUGCCAUAUAUUGGGUACGUCAUGUCUUAAAAUACUUCUUAUCUUGAGGAGUUGUCUCUUUUGAUGAGCCAUAUUUGAAACACGGUAUUUGUGAAUAUUUAUAAGCUUGUUUUUUCUUUAUCUGUCAUUUUUUUAUGUGGUUGCCAGAUGUGAUUAUCCUAAUUUUUUGGCACAUUUGUUGCACUGCAGGAGAUACCAAAUUGAUACGAAACGGGGUGCCAGGCAUUUACAUCAAAAUGGUACUGUAUAACUAGACUAAGCAUUUCAAAUGACACAGUGAGAUAAGAUACACAAUGUGUUUGUGUCCAGUGUUUUUAAAGCUCAAGAUUUCACCAAUAUGCAGGUUGCCCACCAUUUGAUGAUGGUGGUGGAGAAAAAAAUCGGAUCAGUUCAUCUCUAGUGGUUUUUUUUGUUUUUUUACUGUACUGUACCAUUAAGCACUUUGACUGUCAUUGUCAGUACACAAUAUGAUUUAAUAAUGCACUUUAUUUUACAUUGACUUACACUGUAUUUCCAUUGUUCUUGCAGAUCUAGUAAGGAUUGGCCUGUGUAGAGAAAUGCACGGUAAUAAAUGAAACAUCUGUGGUUUGAGAAGUA
Molecule: messenger RNA, 2739 nt
Organism: Siniperca chuatsi (mandarin fish)
Lineage: Eukaryota; Metazoa; Chordata; Actinopteri; Centrarchiformes; Sinipercidae
Gene: ghrhra
Product: growth hormone releasing hormone receptor a
Exons: 13
Coding region: 124-1488 (454 amino acids)
Biological process (GO): cell surface receptor signaling pathway; adenylate cyclase-modulating G protein-coupled receptor signaling pathway
Cellular component (GO): plasma membrane
Molecular function (GO): G protein-coupled peptide receptor activity; vasoactive intestinal polypeptide receptor activity; peptide hormone binding
Source: RefSeq, a predicted model, not a curated record